This is a messenger RNA of Hyla sarda, 2328 nucleotides long. RefSeq names its product vomeronasal type-2 receptor 26-like. Gene Ontology annotation, cellular component: membrane. Gene Ontology annotation, biological process: G protein-coupled receptor signaling pathway. The coding region runs from base 1 to 2328 and encodes 775 amino acids. The record is from RefSeq and is a predicted model, not a curated record. Gene Ontology annotation, molecular function: G protein-coupled receptor activity. NCBI's taxonomy places the organism in Eukaryota, Metazoa, Chordata, Amphibia, Anura, Hylidae. The transcript has 7 exons.
AUGACUACUGUGAUUCUCUACACGUUUGCCAUUGGCUCCAGCUUAGGAGAAUACAGACAUAUCCUGUCAUUUAUAUUUGCCAUUAAUGACAUUAACAAUGACCCAAACAUUCUACCAAAUAUCACCCUGGGAUAUCACAUAUAUGACUCUUGUGGGCAUGUGAAUAAAGUUAUAAAGGACGUCCUGCAGAUAAUGUCUGGACACUCAGUGACAGCUCCUAACUAUUCCUGUAUGGAGCAUGGGACGGUAGCCGGUUUUAUUGGGGACCUUCAGUCUGUCACCACUCUACCAAUGGCCAAGUUUUUGGGGAUAUAUGGAUAUACACAGGUUAGUUAUGGGGCCAGAGACCCCGCACUCAGUGACAGAAGAUUAUAUCCACAUUUCUUUCGUACGGUUCAGAAUAAUGAAGAGCAAUAUGUGGCUUUAGUGAAGUUCCUGAUAUAUUUUAAGUGGAACAUGGUUUGUAUCUUUACUACAAAUGAUGAUAUUGGAGAACGGGAUCUUCGUCUCCUUACCGCGGAGCUGCAAAAAUCUGGAAUAUGUAUUGAACUAGUCUGGGUUUUUACACACAAUAAGUUCAUAGAAUUUUCGGUUAUGAAUAACUUAAAAGCUGAAGUUGUUAUACUUUGUGGUGCAAAUAGUGGACUGGCUAAAAAUAUUAUAGGACAUUCAGUACAAAGUAUCAGAGACAAAACUUUCAUCUUUAUGACAUCUUGGACAAAUGAUCAUGAUCUGAUAGGUUCUCCUGCUUUUGGAAUGCCUGUUAAUUGUAGCUUUAUGAUUAGCCCUAUAGCUUAUGAGAUUUUCGGUUUUGAGGAAAAGUUUUUAAGCGUUCAUCCUUCCACACACCCACAUGAUCCAAUUCUGGAGGAUAUUUGGAUCACCUCUUUUUAUUGCCUGUCACAAAAUGCUUUGAAGAAUUCUUUAUUACAGGCUACUAUUUCUAAACCCCUUCAUAACUGCUCUGGUAAGGAACGCUUUACAAAGCGCACACGUUAUAUAGAGGAUGGAUUUCCAUACAAUGUUCUCAAAGCUGUACGAAUGAUGGCCCAAACAUUGCAUCAUAUGCAUAAAGCCUUACUAAUGAGUAAACUAAACAAGAAAAUAAAUAAAAAUAAUGUCUACAGAAAAAAGGUAAGACAUUUUAUGAAAUUAGGGUGUAUACAAUUACCUGAAAGGACUGAAAUAAAGUGUUUUAACAAUAAAGGUGAAUUGUCUGAACCACUGGUGAUUUCCAAUGUAAUAAGUAAAGAAAAUAUGGAUUUAGUCAUUUAUGUACUAAACACCAGACAUAUUGGAACAUUUGAUGGAUCUUCACAAGAUUGGCAUCUGAAUAUGACACCUUCUCCUAUAGUAUGGAUUAAUAAUAAGGUUCCAAAAAGUCAAUGUUCAGAACAGUGUUCUCCAGGCUACAGAAAAGUAGUUAAGGAAGGAGCCCACAUUUGCUGCUAUGACUGUAUCUUGUGCUCAGAAGGAAAAAUGUCCAAUGUGUCUGAUGCCGACAACUGUAAGAAGUGUUUUAGCACUGAAUGGCCAAAUGAGACAAGAGACAAGUGUAUUCCUAAAAUGAUGGACUUUCUUUCUUAUGAAACUGAUGUUGUAGCUUAUGUUUUCUUAUUAUUUUCAACAUUAUCUUCUAUUGUUAUUGUAUUAAUAAUUGGAAUAUUCAUAUAUUUCCGGAAUACUCCUGUUGUCCGAGCUAAUAACCGUAACCUCAGCUUCAUCAUGCUUGUUUCCCUCAAGCUUAGCUUCCUUUGUAUAUUCCUGUACAUUGGUAAACCAGAGGACACAACCUGUAUGUUCCGUCACAUCUCCUUUGGAAUCAUCUUCACUGUUGUGUUGUCAUCUAUUUUGGCCAAGACUAUCAUGGUUUGUAUUGCUUUCAAGGCCACCACACCUGGCAGCUACUGGAGACAAUGGAUUGGUGUUAGACUCCCCAAUGCUAUAGUGUUGGUCUUCUCAUCUCUUCAGGUCCUGAAUGGAAUAUUUUGGUUGUCAUUUUCUCCUCCAUUCCAGGAGGAAGACAUGGACUCAUAUCCAGGGAAAAUCAUCAUUGAGUGCAAUGAGGGUUCAAGACUGGCCUUUUAUUGCAUGUUUGGUUAUAUGGGGUUUCUGGCAGGAGUGAGUUUUGUUCUAGCUUUCAUGGUGAGGACAUUACCUGAUAUGUAUAAUGAAGCCAAGUACAUCACCUUCAGCAUGCUGGUGUUCUGCAGUGUCUGGAUCUGUGCCAUCCCGGCCUAUCUGAGCAGUAAGGGCAAAAAUAUGGUUAGUGUAGAAGUGUUUGCUAUAUUGGCUUCAGGUUCCUUCACAAUUAUGGAACCUCAGUGA